Molecule: messenger RNA, 2531 nt
Organism: Chaetomium fimeti
Lineage: Eukaryota; Fungi; Ascomycota; Sordariomycetes; Sordariales; Chaetomiaceae
Exons: 5
Coding region: 154-2304 (716 amino acids)
Biological process (GO): transmembrane transport; metal ion transport
Cellular component (GO): membrane
Molecular function (GO): metal ion transmembrane transporter activity
Source: RefSeq, a predicted model, not a curated record
CCCUGCCUCUGUAUGCACAUAACGACAUAGGUGGAAUUUUGUCAGGGCACGUUCAGGCAUCAGCAUGUUGACUUCCAAAAGACAAAAGAUGAAAUAGAAGAAAAUCAAUUCUACAUUUUCACACACUCCGCCACAAAGCUCGAAUGAAGCACCAUGUCUUCGACAACUCUGCCCCAGUCAGAGCAAGGGAGUGAAUUGCCGACGAAACAGCCCCUCGACAUAGCCGACCUCUUCCGCGAGCUGCAAGAAACGAACCGGCUAUUGAGGGAGAUAGUAUCGCAAAAGGCAGCCGACCAGGACCCAUUCACCGACGAAUCACUAUCGCCGCGCACGACUGAUGAAGGGACGAAAGGGUCACCUCCUGGCUCACCGCUCGAGCCGGCUGUUGUGAACACGAGCACAAUUCAGCUUGUCGAGGACCUCGCCCGUAGGGUAUUCGAUUCGGAUCAUCUAGAACAUCUGGACUGGUUUCGCGAUCUCACUCUUUCACGUAUUUCAAUAGUCAAAGAAUCGUCACAUGGCUCGCCCGAUAUCCAGUCGCCGUAUCAGGUCCGACUCUUGGCCAACUUGACCGACUCUCUCGGCCGAAGAGCGAAACUUGACGGGCAACCGCUGGAGCUAUGCUGGGACUGGAGAACUGGUUCAAGAAUGCCGAGAGUGCCGCUGACCGAUGGAGAAGUUGAGAACCUCCGCCGCCAAUGGCUCGUCCGGUUCGAUCUCGACCGCUCAACCGAGCGCGUCUCAAGGCAAUCUGGAUGGAUUCUCGGGAGGGAACCCCGUCGCAAUGGCAUUCUGUGUGCCUGUCCCCUUGUUUACGGCCCCGGUCACGCGCUCACGUCGGCAAACUCGAUUCUCGAUGAGUGCCACAAGGCCAAGGCUCUCGUGAGCAAGAUGGCAUACCCCGAACUCGUCAGUCCUGGAGCGCUCUGGCACUUCACUACGCCUAUAUGGGCCAACGGAACUCUUCCUCUCAGCCGCCUCGCACUAAUCGCUGCUGUGUGUCUGGUGAACCCGGAGGAGGAACACGAGACGGUGCACCAAUUCUUGCACGAGUUUUGUGCUCCUUGGAAGCCUCUACGCCUUCGUGGUAUGGGCCGUGAGUUCGGCGGCUGGACUGGCAGCAGCGAGAUAUCUUACCAGCACACUAUCCGCUGCUUCUCCAACGUCACCGUUACCGACCAGUCCGACUUCACACCUUAUGUCCGUUGUCAUCGCGAGUCCGGCGAGUUCCCAGCUCUUCCGGGAGCGCCAACCACUUCGUUUACAGAACGCCGCAUGUCCGUACUGUGCCGCUGGUCCGAGUUCAACGACGAGCUGUCCUUCACCAUUGUGCUCCUCGGAGACUUUCAAUCCGUGAAGCAGGAGGCUCAGGGGUCCAAUGACUUGUUUACCGACUGGAAGGACCGCCACUUUACUGCACAAGGCAAAAAUGCCGGCUACCACAUGCUCCAAUCCGCCGUACACCGCACGCUGAUAUCCUGGGAAAAGGAGUGGUCUCAAUGCCUGGAUGUGUUGGGGGACACGGUUAACACGAAUCUUCACGAUAUCCUAAGCGACGAGACCAGUAAUCGCCUCAUGUUCGACACAUCCUACGCCCGGUCCCGCGUCUACUUCAAGACCCUGGAGAUGCUCCGUAUCUUUGGCGAUACAAUCCGGGAGACCGGUCGAGACUUGCAAGAAAUGGAUCCUGAGCGCCUUCUCCAGGGCAGCUUUCUGCGCGCUGGCUGGGAUGCUCGGUACUUCCUCAGGGACGAUCCGGCCACAGAUAAGGCGCUGUGGAAAAACUGGCGGAUCUUGUCCGAAUUUCAAAAGGGGGCAGAGGAACGUUUAAUGCGGCGUAUUACGGAGAAGACCGAGGAAAUAAAAAGCUUGAGAGACGGGCUUUUCAACGCGACUUCGCUCCGCGAGGCAGCCAGAUCGACGACCAUGAACCGCUAUGUCAUCGUCUUUACAGUCGUCACCGUUCUCUAUCUACCUCCGAGCCUAACAUCGUCACUCUUCGGCACGCCGCUCUUCGACGGGGAAGACCAGGCCGAGACAGUAGGGCGUUUCAGGACAUCGACCAUCAUCGUCUGCGUCAUCACAUACGUGAUCGCCUUCCUGCUCCUCUGGCUCGCGGACAAGUGGGAAACCGCCGGGUCGCUAUACCACGAAGCCCGCGAGUUUGCCGCCUCGACAUGGAGCCGACUCAAAGGCGACGGGGAAGACGAGGAUACCAACCACGCCCACGCCCUCAGGAACACCAUCAGCAACAAGCCACCCCUCACACCAGCACCCACCACCGACCGAAUAAUGAGCGUGUAACAUCAACAAACUACCUACCUACCUACCCUGGCUAGGUAGGUAGCCAACCAGCCAUCCUGCAACCCCCAACUCCCCAUCCAGGGCUACCACACCACAAAAUACAGCCAUAACUACCUCCCUUACCUUAGGUACCUAGGUAGGUACCCAAUCAACAACCCUCCCCACCCCCCACCCACACCGCAGCCUCAUACCCGUCCAUCCACUCGACAAACUCCCCGCCCGCGCCC